AGAUGAUAAACGGAACAACGGAGAGAAAGAGCGAAGAAAACAACAUAUUUUAAUACAUUUUCCAAAUACAGAAAAGAAUGAAAAGUUUUUUUUUUACAUUAGUUAGAGUGCAGAGACAAGUAAGAAAAGUUGAAAUCGAAUGGAAAAAAGUGUAUAAAUUUUGUAUUAAAUUUAGAAAAAGAAAUUAAAAUAAUUUUUGUAUAAUAAUAUAAAAAUUAAUAAAAAAAGAAUAAGUGAAUUAGUACAAAGGUUUUGUGAAGUAAUGAAAAUUAACAUAUAUACAACAACAACAAAAAGGAACUAACAAAUACAAAACUAAAAUAUCUUAAAAAGAAAAUUGCCUAAAAACUUUUUUUAAGCAAUUGGCGCUUUAUUGUCGCCAAUUGUUCCCAUAAACGAAGAAGAAAUAAAUAAAGAAAAUAGAAAUUAAAAAAAAAUAAAGUUAAAAAAUAAACUAAACAUCGUAAUAAUUGCCGCAAUCUCUACCACCACUAACCACCACUCACCGCCAAUCAACACAACCACCCAGUGUUUGUUAUUAAAUUUCUUUUAAAACUGUUUGCGUUAAUACCAUCAAAAUAUCUUCAUUCGAAGAAGAUUAUCGGGCUGAUCGGCCCAUGGUGCAACGUGCAUCAUCUUCAGAUGUUCCCUCGGUAUCCGGUGGCCAUCGAGAAUCUCGAUUUGGCCUCGGUUAUUCAUCAUAUCAAAGUGGAUAUAAUAAAUUAUUUACACAGGGUUCUGCCGACUCCAACUAUUCACAACCGUCAUCCGAUCUGUCGCUAGACGAGGAAAAGGAAUCGCUUCGGCGAGAUAAGGAACGUCAGGCCUUAAGCCAGUUGGAUAAAGCAAGAAGUAAACCAGUUGCGUUCGCUGUGCGAACAAAUGUUGCUUACGAUGGUACCAUCGAUGAUGAUUCACCCGUGCAGGGUAAUGCCGUAUCCUUCGAUGUUAGGGAAUUUCUACACAUUAAAGAGAAAUACGAUCAUAACUGGUGGAUCGGUAGACUGGUUAAAGAAGGCUGUGAUGUGGGAUUCAUACCCAGCCCCGUUAAGCUAGAACACAUACGAGUGCAGAAUCAAAACCGACCCUCAAGACUGUAUGGUACAAAAGGCUCAUCCAGUGGGAAUUUAGGCGGCGGUCAAGCAGGUGCGGAGCCAUCACGAGGUAGCACACCCCCUACACCUGAUCCUUAUAGUACAACACCUCGAAAGAAAAAAACAGAUUCCAUGGGACCAGGACGUGGUAAAGCAACACUCGCCACACCGCCCAACAAGGAGAAACGCAAGCCAUUCUUUAAGAAACAAGAGACCGCAUCCCCAUAUGAUGUUGUGCCAUCGAUGCGUCCCGUCGUCUUAGUGGGUCCAAGUUUAAAAGGUUACGAAGUAACCGAUAUGAUGCAAAAGGCUUUAUUCGACUUCCUGAAACAUCGUUUCGAAGGUCGUAUCAUAAUAACACGAGUCAUGGCCGAUAUAUCGCUGGCGAAACGUUCCAUCAUGAAUAAUCCCUCGAAGCGUGCAAUAAUGGAGCGUUCAAGCAGUCGUUCCGAUUGUUUGAGUAAAGUACAGGAGGAGAUCGAACGAAUAUUCGAACUGGCCAGAACGUUACAAUUAGUAGUACUCGAUUGUGAUACAAUCAAUCAUCCGUCACAACUAGCAAAAACUUCACUAGCACCAACAAUAGUUUAUCUUAAAAUUAGUAGUAGUAAGGUUUUACAGCGUUUAAUCAAAUCACGUGGUAAAUCACAGGCAAAAAAUCUUUCCGUACAAAUGGUAGCCGCUGAAAAAUUGGCUCAAUGUCCACCGGAAAUGUUUGAUGUUAUCCUAGAUGAAAAUCAAUUAGAAGAUGCCUGUGAACAUAUUGCUGAAUAUUUAGAGACCUAUUGGAGAGCCACUCAUCCAGAUAUUAAUACGGCUGCCUCUAUACCUAGACCAUUACCUCAGGAAGCUUCACCUACCACAGAACAAGCCCGCAUGGGUCCUACACCACCCGUGGAUGGGGGAGAAGAUCAAAGAGAUUAUAGAAUGAGUUCAAUAGAACGUGAGGGUAGUCGUGAAAGAGAUAUUUCGCGUGAGCGAGAAUGUAGCCGAGAAGCCGAUUAUGAGCGUGAAUUUUGGGAUAAUGAAUUCUCUAAGGGUCGUCGUACGCCCCGGGAACGUCAACGUGAUUUAGAGUGGGAACGCGAGCGGGCAAGAGAAUGGGAAAGAGAACGAGAAAGAGAUUGGGAUAGAGAAUUCGAUUGGGACCAAGGAGGUACUUCCUAUCCACAUAAUCGUCGUCCAGCCUCUGAUCGUCAUCACGAACGUGGUGGUGUCGGCUAUGAACGUGAUCGUUUGGAAAGAGAACGUGAACGAGAUCGUUAUGAACGUGAGCGUGAGAGAGAACGUUUGCAUGCACGCGAUCGUGAUUUAAUGCAUUACGAUCUGAAUAGUGAGGAAUUGUUGGAUGAACGUAACUAUGCUGCCGACUAUCCACCACAUCGGGGAGCGGUAGGAGGCGCUGGUGUAGUGGGACAUAUACCACGUGGCAGCCGUUUGGUAAUGGAUGAUGGUGAUCUCAUGCAUGAACGUGAUGAUUUAAGAGGGGGACGUUAUUCGGCAGGAGCGGCGGCACGUGUUAUAGAUCCAAGAGAUUUACCACCUUCGGCGCCGACAACAAGACGCGGCGCUCCAGUGGUUGAUCGCGAUGAAUACAGUCCGCACCGAGGUGGUGGGAGUAGUAGGAGAAUGCUGAAUGCCAUGUAG
Molecule: messenger RNA, 2741 nt
Organism: Lucilia cuprina (Australian sheep blowfly)
Lineage: Eukaryota; Metazoa; Arthropoda; Insecta; Diptera; Calliphoridae
Gene: Ca-beta
Product: voltage-dependent L-type calcium channel subunit beta-2
Exons: 11
Coding region: 618-2741 (707 amino acids)
Biological process (GO): regulation of voltage-gated calcium channel activity; neuromuscular junction development; chemical synaptic transmission
Cellular component (GO): voltage-gated calcium channel complex
Molecular function (GO): high voltage-gated calcium channel activity; protein binding
Source: RefSeq, a predicted model, not a curated record